Solanum lycopersicum (tomato) is the source of this 2097-nucleotide messenger RNA. RefSeq names its product trimethyltridecatetraene synthase. Gene Ontology annotation, molecular function: monooxygenase activity; heme binding; oxidoreductase activity, acting on paired donors, with incorporation or reduction of molecular oxygen. NCBI's taxonomy places the organism in Eukaryota, Viridiplantae, Streptophyta, Magnoliopsida, Solanales, Solanaceae. The record is from RefSeq and is a predicted model, not a curated record.
UGGAAGGCAAUAAGGAAGAAGUAAGAAGAAGUUUGUUGGAAGAGGAAAGGCAACUGAAACAUAAUUUCGAGGAAGUGUUUUAGACAUUUUUCUAACUAUACAAGUCCACUCUCCCCAUUAAUAAAUUAGACUACUAAAUUUAUAUUGACUCAUUAAAUUAUUCAGGUAGUAACGACCAUCUCUCAAUUACUAUAAAUACAGCUUUCGUUAAGCCACAAUUAACCAUUACACCACUUCUCAUCCAACGCCCAAUCAACACAAUGGAAGGUACUACCUGGACUGCAACUGCAGUGUUUCUUGCUACUCUGUUUCUUUUGUUUCUCUCCAAAUUUCUUCGCAAGAGGAAACUCAACUUACCUCCAGGCCCAAAACCAUGGCCGAUCAUCGGAAAUUUAAACCUUAUGGGUUCCCUUCCUCACCGAUCCAUCCACGAUCUCUCCGUCAAGUACGGACCCAUUAUGCAACUACAAUUCGGGUCUUUUCCCGUCGUAGUUGGCUCCUCUGUAGAAAUGGCCAAAAUUUUCCUCAAAACCAUGGAUAUCAACUUUGUUGGCAGGCCUAAAACUGCUGCCGGAAAGUACACUACCUAUAAUUAUUCAGAUAUUACAUGGUCCCCGUACGGAUCCUAUUGGCGUCAGGCACGUAGAAUGUGCCUGAUGGAAUUGUUCAGCGCAAAACGGCUUGAUUCAUACGAGUACAUUCGGGCUGAGGAACUUCAUUCUAUUCUUCAUAAUUUGAACAAAUCAUCGGGGAAACCGAUUCUGCUGAAAGAUUAUUUGACGACUCUGAGUUUAAAUGUUAUUAGCAGAAUGGUAUUGGGAAAAAGUUACUUGGACGAAUCCGAUAACUCGAUUGUGACUCCUGAUGAAUUUAAAAAGAUGUUGGAUGAAUUGUUCUUACUUAAUGGAGUCCUUAAUAUUGGAGAUUCAAUUCCAUGGCUUGAUUUCAUGGACCUACAAGGUUAUGUUAAGAGGAUGAAAGUUGUAAGCAAGAAAUUUGACAAAUUUCUGGAGCAUGUACUUGAUGAGCAUAACAUGAGAAGGAACGCAGUGGAAAACUAUGUCGCUAAGGACAUGGUGGAUGUUCUAUUGCAGCUUGCUGAUGAUCCAACUCUGGAUGUUAAGCUGGAGAGACAUGGAGUCAAAGCAUUCACUCAGGACUUGUUGGCUGGUGGAACUGAGAGUUCAGCAGUGACAGUAGAAUGGGCAAUUUCAGAGUUGUUGAAGAAGCCAGAGAUUUUCAAAAAAGCUACCAACGAAUUGGAUCGAGUAAUAGGCCAAAACAGAUGGGUACAAGAAAAAGACAUCCCGAAUCUUCCUUACAUAGAGGCAAUUGCAAAAGAGACUAUGCGUCUGCACCCCGUGGCACCAAUGUUGGUGCCACGUGAGUGUCGGGAAGACUGCAAGGUAGCUGGCUACGAUGUUAAAAAAGGAACCAGGGUCCUGGUGAGUGUGUGGACUAUAGGAAGGGAUCCAACAUUGUGGGACGAGCCUGAGGCUUUCAAGCCUGACAGGUUCCUGGAGAAGUCCAUCGAUGUUAAAGGACACGAUUUUGAGCUUUUGCCAUUCGGAGCUGGGAGAAGGAUGUGCCCUGGAUACAGCUUGGGUCUUAAGGUGAUUCAAGCUAGUUUAGCUAAUCUUCUUCAUGGAUUUAACUGGUCAUUGCCUGAUAAUAUGACUCCUGAGGAACUCAACAUGGAAGAAAUCUUUGGGCUCUCAACACCCAAAAAGUUUCCACUUUCUGCUGUGAUUCAGCCAAGGCUUUCAUCAAAACUUUACUCUGUUUGAUUCAGCAUCUACUAUACUAUGGUUCCAUCGAAAUAGAGUUUCUUUAUCCAAAUACUUUAGCUAAAUAAACUCUAGCUAUAGUCCUAAUACUCUACUUUUAUUUCGCUUUUGCCCCUCAGUCACCUGGAUUUGCUUAUAUGUUUGUAUCACUCAGGAUGUGUUAAUCAAGGUUAAGAAAAAUGAAUCAAUUUCAAUAUUUCUGUAAUGUAAGAAUGUUUUUGGAAAGAUUUCACAUCAUGAGUUAACUCUUUUACUUUAGUUUUCAGAAAGUCAGUCAUACUACUUUAGUUCAUUAUGAUGAAAUGGAAUA